Molecule: messenger RNA, 861 nt
Organism: Argiope bruennichi
Lineage: Eukaryota; Metazoa; Arthropoda; Arachnida; Araneae; Araneidae
Product: microsomal glutathione S-transferase 3-like
Exons: 6
Coding region: 110-532 (140 amino acids)
Cellular component (GO): membrane; nuclear envelope; endoplasmic reticulum
Molecular function (GO): glutathione transferase activity; glutathione peroxidase activity
Source: RefSeq, a predicted model, not a curated record
UCCCGAAUGCGCAUUGGCUUUCCUCAGAAUUUCAUUCCAUAUCGUUUUGUUCUUGACUAAGGUUUUUCAAUUUGUCACGUUAAUAGCUUUCAAAUCUUUUUCUUCCGAGAUGGCCCUAACGAUCGCUAUUGAUGAGGACUAUGGCUAUGUUAUAGUUGUCGGUGUUUUAUCCAUGCUGUUUGGUUAUGGAUUAGGAGCUAAUGUCUUCUUCGCUCGAAAGAGGUUCGGAAUAAAGUAUCCUGCCAUGUAUAGUGAUACAAAUAUGCAAUUCAACUGCAUGCAGAGGGUGCAUGCUAAUUAUCUCGAGAUGUUUCCAACAUUCUUAGCUUUGCUUUUUUGUGGAGGUCUCGCCCAUCCAUUUUAUUGUGCCAUAGCAGGACUCAUAUAUUUGCUAGGAAGACUUGUGUAUUCCAUCGGAUACAGUAGUGGCGAUCCCCAGAAGAGACUUUUCGGCUUAUUUAUGUACCUGGGACUGAUUUAUCUGCUCUAUAGUACACUAGAACUGGCCUUGAGAUUGAUGCGAUGGAUUUAACAAAAGGUUUUUCAUGUUCAUUUCAUUGUCUUGCGCAGGUUUUCAUCUAUUUGUAAAUUAUAAAUGUUUCGAAUGUAUUGUAAAUUAGUGUUGUUUCAAAUGAAUUAUUAAAUAAUGAUUAUAUAUCAAACAUAUUUCAAAUGUAUUACAAACUAUUGAUUGUAAAUUAUUAAUAUUCAAAUUGCAGUUCAGUGAUGUGAAUUAUUGAUAUUUCAAACGUACUGAAAAUUGAUCAUUAUAAAUUAGUGUUGUUUCAAAUACAAUGUAAACUCAUAUUUAUAAAUAGUUGAUGUUUCAAAUGCAUGGUAAAUUGAUAUUUAUAAAUCCUU